This is a messenger RNA of Archocentrus centrarchus (flier cichlid), 1212 nucleotides long. RefSeq lists its product as uncharacterized. Gene Ontology annotation, cellular component: plasma membrane. The record is from RefSeq and is a predicted model, not a curated record. NCBI's taxonomy places the organism in Eukaryota, Metazoa, Chordata, Actinopteri, Cichliformes, Cichlidae. Gene Ontology annotation, molecular function: transmembrane signaling receptor activity. The coding region runs from base 26 to 817 and encodes 263 amino acids. The transcript has 6 exons.
AGCAGUAAACCAUCAGAGCCUCAUCAUGAAGGUCCAUCACACUCUGAUCUGCUUCUUCUUCCUCUCACUGCUGGAUGGAAACGAUGAUCAGAGAAAGAAACACUUCUAUAAAGAAGCUGGAAGCUCGCUCACAGUCGGAUGUUCCUUUAAAUACUCUGGAGGAAUAAAGAUGUUCUGUAGGGGAGAAUGUGGAGGAAACAAGAUCCUUGUUGACACCUAUUAUGACAGAGCUCAGAGCGGCAGAUACAGGAUUAGAUAUGUUUCAGACGUUCUGUAUGUGAGCAUCACACAGCUGAGCAGCUCUGACUCAGGACAGUACAGAUGUUAUCAGGAUGGAACUUACAGCUGGUCAUUCACGAGUUCAUUCAGAGACUUUGAGAUCACUGUCACAGAUGCAGCCACAACUACAACUACAGCACAGAGUUUCAGCUCCAGCUCAGGAAGCUCCACACCUUCAUUCACUUUGACUGGAGCCACUGAGGAAUCUGAAAGAGCAGCAUCUACAGAUGUGCUGCUGUAUGUGGGUCUGAUUCUGGCUGCCUCCAUCAUCCUGUUAUCAGUGGCUCUGCUGAUAUUCUGCAAGAAAAGAUCUUCUAAAGCAAACGACGGUCCUGUGGAAACAGCGCAUGCUGCUGUCACAGAGGAGGAGGCCGACUCGAGCAAACUCACCUACUCUGAGGUCAGGUUUUUCAAGACGAGCGUCGGCUCUCCCGACAGCGCCUCCCGCAGUAACACCAAUGAAGUCAUCUACUCUGCUCCUCGGGCCCGUGUGAGCUCCGACUCCACAGAUGAUCCGCUGUACUCCACUGUAGCUUAGCUUCAAUGCUGCUGCUGCCACAGUUCUCUGUAAAGGGACCAAAGGAAGCUGCAUUAACCUCGGGCACAGGUACAGUCACUGAUCCCUGCAGAGAUCCUGCAGCAUUAAAGUACAUGGACUCGUUCUUAUACAGCACGUUUCUACUCGAGCACUCAAAGCGCUUCUUGCAUUCACACGAGCCUCUUUGAUACAGCUAAGUGCUUUCUGUAAUGGAGAAUACCUCAAUGAACUUUCACUCAGCACAUGCAGAAUCAUUGUUCACCUGUACAGGUUAACCAAACGUGUGUGUUUGAGUACAUGUGUGUGACCCAGUUGUCCUGUUAUAAGACCUGUUUUUCUGUAGAGUUUAGUGUCAGACUUCUGCUGCUGAUCAGCAGGAAGAACUCUGUCCCUGA